AUGUUUAUUGGAGGCCUCAGCUGGGACACCAGCAAGAAAGACUUGACAGAGUAUCUGUCUCGAUUUGGCGAGGUUGUGGAUUGUACGAUUAAAACAGACCCAGUCACUGGGAGGUCGAGGGGGUUUGGGUUUGUGCUCUUCAAGGAUGCUGCCAGCGUGGAGAAGGUAUUAGAACUGAAGGAACACAAACUGGAUGGGAAGUUAAUAGAUCCUAAAAGGGCAAAAGCCCUAAAAGGGAAGGAGCCACCAAAAAAAGUGUUUGUUGGUGGGCUGAGUCCAGAUACGUCUGAAGAACAGAUUAAGGAGUACUUUGGUGCUUUUGGCGAGAUUGAAAACAUUGAGCUUCCCAUGGACACAAAGACAAAUGAAAGGAGGGGCUUCUGUUUUAUCACGUACACAGAUGAAGAGCCGGUAAAGAAGUUGCUAGAAAGCAGAUACCAUCAAAUUGGUUCAGGCAAGUGUGAGAUCAAAGUAGCACAGCCCAAAGAGGUAUACAGGCAACAGCAGCAGCAGCAGAAAGGAGGAAAAAGCAAUGCGGCUGGUGGACGAGGAGGUGGAAGGGGGCGUGGACGGGGUCAGGGACAAAACUGGAAUCAAGGAUUUAAUAACUACUAUGAUCAAGGAUAUGGAAACUACAAUAGCGCUUAUAGUGAUCAAAGCUACAGUGGCUAUGGAGGAUACGACUACUCUGGGUACAACUAUCCUAAUUAUGGAUAUGGACCGGGAUACACAGAUUACAGUGGUCAACAAAGCACAUAUGGAAAGGCAUCCCGUGGUGGCGGCAAUCACCAAAACAACUACCAGCCGUACUAAAGCACUACCAAGUACUUGAGGAAACAGGUAGAGAUACUGCAACAAAGCCAUCUUACAGCGCAUCGUGAGUGAAUGGAGGGUGGCCUUCGUGAGAGGAAAUAACUAUUUUGUAAAAGACAUUUAGUGUAUGACACAACUGUGUCCAACUGUACAUAGCAGCCGAGUAGUUUUCUUUUAUGGUUUUACUUUUAUGGUUUUACUUUCUUUUUGCCAUUCAUGUUAUGACACAAUGUGGAUUUGUGUUUAUACGAAUUUUAUUUGUAUAAUUUCAUGUUAAAGGAUUCUCUAAUAAAUGCUUACUUAAUUGAAUGU
Molecule: messenger RNA, 1125 nt
Organism: Leptosomus discolor (cuckoo roller)
Lineage: Eukaryota; Metazoa; Chordata; Aves; Leptosomiformes; Leptosomidae
Source: RefSeq, a predicted model, not a curated record